Stereum hirsutum FP-91666 SS1 is the source of this 2244-nucleotide messenger RNA. RefSeq names its product NAD-P-binding protein. NCBI's taxonomy places the organism in Eukaryota, Fungi, Basidiomycota, Agaricomycetes, Russulales, Stereaceae. The transcript is spliced from 5 exons. Bases 476 to 1516 code for a protein of 346 amino acids. The record is from RefSeq and is a predicted model, not a curated record. Gene Ontology annotation, molecular function: oxidoreductase activity, acting on the CH-OH group of donors, NAD or NADP as acceptor.
GGACCUUCUAUUGAUGCUCGGUCUGAAUGACAACAGCUCUGCCACUCAAGCACUGCGGCAUACUAGGUUCUCCGUGUCGCGAUAUCGAUCGCAAUCAGUGUCGACAUUGGGCUUGGGCCAUUCAGGGUGCUCUUGUCUGACGCAUCCUCGACGGGCAUCUCGGCGUCAAUUAUGGAUAGGGAACAUUUUUUUUGCGUCCACCUUUGCUGACUGAGCCAUCUAGAUUACAUAUGCAACGGGUCACUGGCAGGCAGCGUUUGUACUCACGUCGCCAUCGCUGACCAUUGGUUACGAGUCUUUCCGGCAACUGAUCUGGGAACGAACGACUUUCAUGGGCUUAAUGGACCAACGAUGGAGACUUACGGUUCUUCUAUCGAAAAUCGUAUAAAGGAACGACCUCGAUGAGUCUUGGAUCUCAUAGCUCGAGCCCCCCUCCUUCACGUCCACGUCCACGUCCCUUGCCUUCCUCCUCGACAUGUCAUCACCAUCCGCCAUCCCACACGGUUCCACAGUCCUCGUCACAGGCGUGAACAGCUUCAUCGGCUCUCACGUCGCAGAUCAGCUCCUCCUCGCAGGCUACAAAGUCCGCGGCACCGCUCGUGACGCGUCCAAGUUCAAAUGGGUGCAGGAUGUAUUCGAUAAGAAAUACGGACCGGGGAAGUUCGAGGGGGUCGUCGUUCCGGAUAUGAGUGCCGAGGGCGCAUACGACGAGGCGGCCAAAGGUGUCAGUGCCGUAGCGCACAUCGCCGCCAACCUCUCCCUCUCCAAUGACCCUAACGUCGUCAUCCCCGAUACCGUCAACGGAGCGCUCAACGCCCUCCGCGCCGCCGCCAAACAACCCACCGUCAAACGCGUCGUAGUCACCUCUUCUUCCGCCGCCGUACACACCGCCAAACCCGGUGUCUCCCUCGAACUGACACCUGAAGUAUGGAACGACGAAGCCGUCAAGCUAGCUUGGGAGGGCGCGAAGAACCCACCAGCCCAACCAUUCGAACUCGUUAGAAAUGUGUAUGCAGCGUCGAAGACGGAGGCGGAGAAGGCGUGCUGGAAGUUCGUGAAGGAGGAAAAGCCUGGGUUUGAGUUGAGUACGGUGUUACCGAAUGCGAAUAUUGGGCCGUUGUUGGAUAGGAAUCAUCGGUCGUCGUCGGCAGAGUGGGUGGGCUAUAUCCUCAACGGUGCCCCUGAAGCUGAGCAAUAUCAGGCCGUUUUGGGACCUCAAUACUACGUCGACGUCCGAGACACCGCCCGUCUGCACGUCGCCGCUCUGACUAACCCAGACGUCAAAUCCGAACGCAUCUUCGCAUACGCAGCGCCCUUCAACUGGGUCGACCUCCUCACUAUCCUGCGCAAAGCUUUCCCCAAUCGCAACAUACCCGCCGGCGACCCGAACGCCCCGAGGGAUCUCAGCACGGUGAAGACGAGAGCGAGGAGCGUGGAGCUUUUGAAGACGUUUGGCCAGGAUGAGUUCGUGAGCUUGGAAGAGUCAGUGCUAGCAAAUGCAGAGGCUUUCAUUUAAAUUGAGGGGGAUGGAUAGCGCGCCUGUUUGAAGGUUUUGCUUUUUAUUGUCGUAGUUAUCGUAAGCUUUCGUCUCAUGAAUAUCAAGCUCCUAAGCCCACUCCAUGCCACGGUUGCCACAACCCUCCAGGCCGAUACUCCUGAUUGUACAACCUCUUGACAAUCUCCGGAAUACCAGCCGCUCGAAUUUGUGCAUACUGUUGGACGAACGCGUCGGCGAAGUCGUCUUCUUCUUCGUACCACCGUUUGUCCCACAAUGGCGGAGUAUACCCCUUAGGAUGCACCUUUUGGAUGUAGAUGUCUGCAACAAAAAAUGGGAAGGAUUCGUGCCGGAUCCACUUCGUGUGUGUCAAAGGGAGGCAGCAGUACACCAGCGUAGGACAAAGUGUAGCCCACUGACGCGCGGUAGCAAAGUCGUCAUCGAAUGUACGGCGAGGUCUGACAUGAAAAUCGGUAGAUUCGAAUCGCAGGACUUUUAAAGCCUUGAAGGCGGGUAAUAUUUGCAGCAUUUUUUCGUGUACCGGAGCCUUGGGCAAGAAUAAGUCAGUGUAAUCCGGGUCGUGGAGAAGGAACGCGGACAUGAUAUGGUGGUGACUAUGAACGCAUCCCCGUCCGAGCGCCAAUCUUCUCCUCCGUAUACGUUGUUUUGUAUAAACAGAUAUUCGAGGGCCGUCAGCUGGGUAGCAGCGAGUGACACAAACGCGAGGUUCCAGUUGUGACUAGGUGUGG